Molecule: messenger RNA, 1620 nt
Organism: Podarcis muralis (Common wall lizard)
Lineage: Eukaryota; Metazoa; Chordata; Lepidosauria; Squamata; Lacertidae
Source: RefSeq, a predicted model, not a curated record
UCAGUCAAACAGCUCUUACCUUCAGAAAGUUCUUGCAAAACGUUUGACUCUUCCUAAAUGUUUAAAGAGCUUUGUAUGCCUGUUGCGGGGGGUGUGUGUGUGUGUGUGUGUGUGAAAUCAGAGUCUUGUAAUUCUUUGCAGCAGGAACGGUGGAACCUGUGGCUCACCAGAUUAUUGUUGGCUGGAGCUGAUGGGAAUGAAGUCCAACAUCUGGAGGGCCACAGUCUCCCAUUCCCCACUUUGAAAUGGUUUUGUGAGGAAACAGACUGGGAUGAUGAUGCCGAAUGUGUCAACAUUAAAAAAUUCAGAGGAGAUUUGGCAUACAAGCAGCGAGAAUUUAAGAAGGCUCUGUGCGAAUAUUCCGGCUGCCUUGCGCUGCUGCCUCCUAGCAACGCUGCCAUGCGGAGAGAUGUGCAAGAGAGCCGGGCUCGUUGCUUUGCUCACCUGGGGAGACACAAGGAAGCCUUGGAGAUCGCAGAAACGCUGAGACUAGGAGCAACAAACAGUGACCACAUAACAACAGCACUAGGGCUGCAGCUGGCCAUUUACCAGACUCUGGAGCGUGUCGAGGAAAUAAUUGGGUGCUUACAGCCGCUGGUUUUGUUGCACCCCUUUCACCCAGGGAACUGGAAGCUGCUUGCUGAAGCUUAUGCAAAACUCUUGGAGUUUCCAGCCCCAUUGUCUCUGUCGGAGGCGGAUCUCUUGCAACCGGAUCGCUUGACUGCAGGCAACUGUCUCAAAGCUUUGGCAAAGGAAUGCAGAUCCCAGUGCUGCAAAAAAGACAGCUCAAGGAAGGGUUCCUCUUUGCAGUUUUCUCCCUGGACAAACAACAGCUUUGGAUCUUGUGAGGAACGCCAAACAGAAAAGGGGCAUUUUGGUGCCUUGGGAAGGACGAAGGCACCUUUGCAUGUGACCAAGGCGGCUGUACCUGAUUCCUCGGGACAAGAAGGGUCUAAAGAUCUAUGGAUAUAUGCAUGUGCUUCCUUCAUCAGAGCAAGCCUCUUGCUGCAGCUCAUUCAGUCGAAUCAGUCUUCCUUUGCGUUAGAGAGUAACUUGAAGGCUCAGCAGGAAAUUGAAGACAAAAUUGCAUCCUUCGGCUUGAAAGGCGACGCCUUGCUUUUGAUGACUGAGGUCAUGGGAGAGGACCUUGUCCCAGAAAAGCUCAAGGAGGAUGCUCAGGGAGAGGUGAAAUGCUUAGGUGCUUCAACCCUGGCAUCCAUGAUGACUGUGACUGCCAUGGAAUUUGAAAAGAAGUGGUUUCAGAAGCUCAGAGACCAGUUGCCGCACUUGGACUGUCACACAUAGCGCAGGGUGCCUGCAUGGAGACUCUUGGAUGCAUUUUUGCUUUCCUGGUUAUCAAGAUGAUUUGUAUGUAAGUGCCUAGAGGAUUGUACUGGCCAGAGAAGAAUUCUGAUUCCAUCUGUCUGAGCCUGGGAUGGUUGCCCUCUUCAAUGUUAAAUGAGAAUGGUUUAGCCGGCAUGGGGAAGGUUAUGAACUUGUUUUUGGCAAGGCGAUUGAUGAAUGGCAUGUCAGGAGUUCAGCCUACACUCGAGUAGGACCCUGGCAGAGACGCAUGCCCGACUGGCAUGUUAUCUCCCUCCUGGUCUUUCGUUCGGGAGC